Molecule: messenger RNA, 1127 nt
Organism: Paramisgurnus dabryanus
Lineage: Eukaryota; Metazoa; Chordata; Actinopteri; Cypriniformes; Cobitidae
Gene: atpsckmt
Product: fATP synthase c subunit lysine N-methyltransferase
Biological process (GO): regulation of mitochondrial ATP synthesis coupled proton transport; peptidyl-lysine trimethylation; positive regulation of proton-transporting ATP synthase activity, rotational mechanism
Cellular component (GO): mitochondrion
Molecular function (GO): protein-lysine N-methyltransferase activity
Source: RefSeq, a predicted model, not a curated record
ACAUUUAUAAUCAUAUUUAAAAAUCAUAUUUAUUGUGUGGACCAGCCCAUCUGUGGCACCCUUGGACUAGAGUGGAACUAAUGACGCUCAGUCAAUGCAUCACAUCGGACCAAAAACCGGACGCACCAAUAUCCAUACAGUAUGCUCUUAUGCAUUUCGGUGAUAGUUUUAUAUGAAUUACGAGACUAUAAACAUUAAGGACGCUGUCAUUGAUUUAUUAAAAUGCUCUGCUUGUUACAGGAGUAUCUGAUCGGUUUUAAAUAAAGGCGCGUGUCAUUGGACAGAGGCAUUGAGGUCAGUUGAUCAGUCCUGCUGUCAUUUCAGGAUGUCUGACUUUAACAUACAGUCAAGUCCUUCAACAGAGACAAAUAAGCCUGGAUCAGGUAACGACGGCGCUUUUAAAAAACGACUUGGUGUUAUUGCAACUUGUGUCGUCGGGGGGUCAUUGGUUGCUCUGUAUGCAGUCACUGGACCGUUUGUUGCACCGGCAUUAAGAAAAGUUUGUCUUCCAUUCGUUCCUGCAACCACAACACAAAUUCAAAACGUCAUUAAGGCGUUGCAAAGCAGAUCAGGCUCUCUGGUUGAUAUAGGCAGCGGAGAUGGACGAAUAGUUAUAGCUGCUGCAAAAAGGGGCUUUAAAGCAGUUGGCUUUGAGCUGAACCCAUGGCUGGUAUUGUAUUCCCGUUAUAAAGCCUGGAGGGAAUGUGUUCAUCACAGCACAUCUUUUCAUAUUUCAGACCUAUGGAAGAUGGAACAGCUUGAAGUCAAGCUACAAACCGAGCUACAGGGUUCAGCUAAAGUGGUAGCUUGUCGCUUUCCUUUUCCUACUUGGACUCCUGAUGAGGUAGCUGGUGAGGGAAUUGACACGGUGUGGAUUUACGAUGCCAAGACAUUCAAAACUCCCAUCAGGAACGAUAAACACAGUGAAAGAAACUAAAUGUCAUCAUACUUCAGCAGUAAUAAACAAGGAUACGGAAUUGUCAGUCUUUAACAACACAUAAACUGACAAGCAUUGUUGUACAUGUCAGCUGACUGUUUUAUGUUUGUUAUUUUAUGUUUGACAUAUUACUUUGAUUGCAUUCACAUGAUUGUUUGUUUGAGCAAAUAUAAAACCUCUUUUAUUCUUA